Messenger RNA from Penicillium daleae, 2358 nucleotides. RefSeq lists its product as uncharacterized. The transcript has 2 exons. The record is from RefSeq and is a predicted model, not a curated record. The coding region runs from base 1 to 2358 and encodes 785 amino acids. NCBI's taxonomy places the organism in Eukaryota, Fungi, Ascomycota, Eurotiomycetes, Eurotiales, Aspergillaceae.
AUGAAGUUUUUGUGGGCUCUAUUUCUACUUGGGGCACCCGGUGCCUUCGCACUGCCGCGUGCUUCGUCAAGUGCUUCUGGCCAGAAUGGAGCCGGUCGACCGACUCAAUCGUCGACGCCGUUUUUGUUACCCCAAAGCACGGCCGUUUCCCAAAACCCAUCGGUUCUCACGCCCCUGGUCUCAUCCACGUCUUCUUCGUCGUUGUUGAUCUCUGCUACCUCAACUCCAACCGCAGCCGUUCAUGCCGUGACCACAUUGUCAACUUCCAGCGAGUACGAAUUCCCCACCGAAAAGGUUGGUCCGGUAGCAACUCUGGCGCCAGUUGUCCCGUCUGAUCACGAUUUGACCAAUGUGAAUCACCUCACUCCCGCCAAACCGGGCUCGGGUGCACCAAUGCACUAUGCCCAGGAAGGAGAAGAAGACACCGCCGGAAUCUUUGCUAUCGCCACGCCUAAAUGGAUUGCACCCUCGGUUGUCUUGGACCAUUCUGUCUUCAUUGCGAGCGUUGAAGUGCAUCUCGGGAACCUGUUGAUUACCUUCACAGAUGCGUUUUCGUUCGGGCACAGCUCUGGUAGCUGGAGGUUGGAUGAGAUGAUCUUCAUCACUUACACGCCCAACUGUGGGGACUAUGACCUGGGCCAGCGGUGCUACUUCCAUGCCACUGAAAUUACAUUCGACAUUAACACACUUAGUGUCAAGGCUCUUGGUCAGGCCCGACCUAUUGAGGACAUCGUGAUCGACAUCAACGUAGUCUGGGGUCCCCUAGGGUACCAGGGCUUCGAUUACGUGUCGCCAACAGUGUCUGCUCCGGCCGGCCCAGGUGUAACUGGAUCUACCACUUCUGGGAAUGGCGGCUGUGGGGCUAGCGGAGACGGCUCUAGCGGAGACGGCUCUAGCGGAGACAGCUCUAGCGGAGACAGCCCUACCUCUACCGGCCCUACCUCUACCGCGUACUCGGUGAUGCCAACAACGACGGGAACCUGCGUUGCUCCAGUUGAUACCAAGUAUGGCCUGCCCACUGCCUGCCUUGGACCUGAUUUCGACGACACUCUGGAUAGCGGUCUUGGCUAUUUCAACGUCAGUCAGGUUGCCGACAAGUCUGCGAUCCUGGAUGUCGUUACUGACGACGAAUGGGACUCAUCACCACUUACGAAACGAAUCUCGCUGGCCAGUCUGAACCCCAUUCCGUUCAUAAAGAACAGUGGCAAGAAAAUCGGCACUGCCGUGGCCACUGGCAUCAAAACAGUUGAAACCAAGGUUCAGUCAGCAGCACAGGCCGCCAAGAAAAAUAUUGUCAAGGUCGGCGCAGCCGUUGUGGAUGCGACCAAGACAGUGGUGGAUCUUACCGGGAAAAUCAUCAAAGGCGAGCCUAUUACCAAAUCGGCUGAGUUUGACAAGCUGCUUCUUCCUCGACCGGCCAAGGAAUGCAAGGAUUCCGAGAAGGACGGCAACCAGUCGAAGAACAUGAAGAACGCCUGCAAACCAAAAGAUGACUCCAAGGCUGUCCAGUCGCCAUGGGGAGAGGAUGCGCUGCUGAUCAAGUCCAUCGGCAAGCUCCCUGAUACCAAAGAUCUGUUGCCCAAAGGAGGAAAGAAGCAGACCACUGUUACGCAAGCGAACUUUAUCAACUUUUACUGUGUCAAGUGUGGCCUGUCCGGCUCACUCAAGGCCAACGGUAACGUCACUAUCUCGAUUACGGACGGUAUCAAGGAUGGCAGAGUAUCUGCAGAGCUUGGUCUAUCUGCAGGUCUCGGUCUCGGCAUUUACGCCCAGUACUACCGCGAAGAUAAAUUCCGAAACAACCUGUAUGACAUCCCACUGUCACCAUUCACCUUGGGCUUCAUCACAGUUGGUCCGGUUCUUUCUUUGGGAACCGAGCUCAAAUACAACGUCAACAUGACAGGAAGUAUGCUAGCGCGGACUGACCUUAACAUCGCCAAGGCCACUUGGGAAUAUGACUGGAAGAAGGGGCAAAGUACCUCGACCGGCUUCAAGCCCGAAUUUGUCCCGAGCCUACAGGCCAACGGCUCCGUGGCGCUCGGUGUUCAAUUUGGUCUACCCGUCGGCCUUGAGUUUGCGUUGACCACCUUCAAUGGCUGCACGAAGUGCAAGGGUGCUGUUGGUAUCGAAACUAUGCCGUCCAUCAAGGCGGCCGCUCAAGUCGCUCUCGCGGCCACCUUGAACAACGACACGAAAACUGCAGGUCUGGAAGCUGUGAACAACUGCACCGGUAUUUCAACAACGCUCAGUGUUCGGAACGACGUCAGCGCCACAUUCAAGGGUUUCGGUUUUGUCGAGAAGAAUUGGCCACUGUUUGAGACGGAUGACUACAUCAUUGCCUCGUACUGCAUCGGGUAA